GUAGUGUUUGGACAUUCGCCUCGAAAACAUUUUCCCCCUUUCGAUCACCAUCACUCAAGCUCACUGCAUCGUGGGAGAAAAUCCAGAAGAAAACUUUCCUGUAGUUUUUUUGAGAUUUGAAGAAGUUAAGAGAAGACCGAGGGGAGAAAAAAGGAGGACUAGAAAAAAAGAUGUUGGUGCAGUGAGUUAAAUUGUCUUCGAGAUGUUCAACUUCUUCAAGAGGUCGAGACGGGAGGACGGAUCCGAGAAAAAAUUGGUGAAAGAUGAGGCCGGUCGUCCCACGCGAAAUUCGUUUAAAAAUAAUUUGCCGCAAGGUGGCAUAGUUUUGGCAGGGAACGAGGAUUGUCGGGAUAGUUGCAAUGGUGUAACAACUAACGACGACCAAACGAACGAAAAACCAAGAAUGCUCUCGUACGCCGGAACGCUGAAGAAGUCCGAGGCGAAAGGGCAGAACGUUAAACCGUGCGGACACGGAACCGUUGCGAUUUCGCCGAGAGUCCCAUUGGCCAUCUCCAAGAAGAACGAGCAUCAACAGCAGCAGCAGCAGACGCCACCGCCGAGCCCAAAAUUGGAGGUGAAGAACAACAACAAAUCGGCGCCAACUGCAGCAGUGGUUGAGGUGAAACCUACACCGAGAUGCAAGAAGAACGAGCGCAAAGGUAGCUUGAAAGAGAAGAAUCAUCAAGUGGAUGGUAACCAUCUGAAGAGGCAACACAGCGCGGACAAUCCUCCACACGCAACGAACGGACAAACACACGAAGACAAAGAUAAAGAAGACGAGACGAAAAAUUUGAUAAAUCAAGAGGCAAAAUUCCAAAGUCAACUGAACGAACUGUCGAAGCAGCUAUCGCAGAGGGAUGGAGAGGCGAACAAGCUGCGGUUCCAGCAGGAGGAGCUGCAGAGGGACGUGUUUGCCAAAUCGGCAGGAAUGGACCGGCUCCAGGCCGAACUUCAAGCAGCCCACAAGGAAUCCGAGUACGUGAAGCAGAGGCUGAGGAAUCUGGAGGAUGACCUGCAAGAGUACAGAAGGAAGAAUGGCGAACUGUCCGAGGAGCUCACAAAUAAAAAUGAGAGUUACGCAAAGAAAGAAACUGAAGCGGGAACGAGAAUAAAUGAACUUGAGCGUGUGAUCGGUGAGCUGAAGGUGAAGAUAGGAUCGCUGGAAAUGCAGAUCGAGGAAUUGCAAAGAGACAAGAGGCAGCUGGAAUUGCAGCAGGAGGCUAUUUUGGCGGAGAGAGAAAAGGAGAAGCAGCUGGUGGAGGUCGCGCUGCAGGAGGCUCUGAAGGAAAAGGAGAACGUGAACAAGAAAUGGGAGGAGGAAUUCGAGAAGCUGAGGACGGUGAGCAUUCUGAAGGAGCAGCAAUUGCUCGACGAUUUCGAGUGGAAGCUCAGGGAGGUGGAGAAGACCUGCAAGGGCAGAUUAAUCGAGAAAGAUAAGACCGUGGACGUGAGGAUUCAGGAGGCGUACAAAGAUGCCGAAGAGAAGAUGAAGUUGGCGCAAGAGAUGAUGGACGAGGUGGAGCAUCUGAAGGAAUGCGAGAUGGAGAUGGGCGAGCUCAAAGAUAAAUCGAAGCAGCAGGAAAAGUCGCUCGAGUUUCUGAGGGAGCAGCAGGAGCAGAUGCGUCUCGUCGAGCAGAGUUUAAAGGACGAGGCGAAGAAGUUGAGGAGUUUGAUCGAUUUGGAGAAGGAGAAUCUGCAGCACAUGCAGCGCGUCCACAAUCAGGAGAUCAUUGAUAAGGAGCGUUGGCUGCAGAACACUUUGGACGAGAAAAAGACUGAGAUUGCCGUUUACUGGGAGGAGAGGUUGCUGCACGAGAUAGGAAGAUUGAAGUACGAGCUGGAGCAGCUGUACUUCGAGGAGAAGCAGACGGCCGUCGAGAACAUCCGAGCGCAAAAGGAAGAGGAGUUCCAGGAGGCCAAAAAGAAAUGGGAAGAGAAGGUGGAAGAGUGUCUUGCGGACAUCGCAGCUUUGAAGAAGACCCUCGACGAGAAAGAGAGGACAUACCAUGAUGAUAUGGUAACCCAACAGACUGUAACCGAUCGCGACAUCUUGGAGCUGAGGAGGAUCAUGGAUAAGAUAGAUGACGCUCACCACGAGCGCUUCGAGAAACUGAUGAUGGACAACGAGAAGGAGAUAGAGAGGAUCAACGAGGAGCACGAUCUCAGAGUUAAAGAGGUCGAGACGAGCUGUCAAAAUCAGAUGUCUUCGUUGAGGACCACCCUGGAGUUGGUCAAAGAGCAGAUGGAGCGUGAAUCACAGCAGAAGAUUCAGUCCCUCAUCCAGCAGCACCGAUCCGAACUAGACGCGCAAUGGGACAAUCUGAUCCAUCAGAAGAGCGAGGCGAUCAAACUCGUCGAAGAUGAGUACGUCAAUAAAUACAAAACGUUGGAGGAGCAGUUCUACACUCAGCAGAAAUCGCACGAGGCUCGCGAAGUUGAACUGCUCAAGAGCAUAGAUAGCUUGAAGAACGACGUGAGCAGCAAAUCUUCAACCAUCGAUGAUCUGCAGAACAACGUGGACGUACUCGAAGGCGGAGUGCAGGUUCUUAAUCAGGAGAUCGCAAAUCAGGGGGAGCAGCUGGAGAAGAACCGCAAGGACGCCGACCAGAAAAUCAGAGGCCUCCAGGACGUCCUCAUCAAACUCCAGGCGCUUCAAGCCCAGGAAAAGGAUGAGCUACAGAUGAAAUUCAAUCAGCAGCAGAAACAGUACCAGACGACGAUAGAUCAUCUGCAGAGAAAAUGCACAACGUUAACGAAACUUUUUGAAGAGGUGAGAGGGCGAUACGAGAGACGCGAUUCGCGGCAGGAAGAUCUGAACCUCAUCUCCGACCUGAGGCAAGUCAUAGCUGAACAGGAGAAGGACAUGGCCUGCAUGAACGAGGAGAAGAGGUUCUAUCAAAUGAAACUGUUGAAGCUCCAGAGGAGCAUGGAUGGGGAAGGCGACGAUGAGGAGGAUGAUGAAGACGAUGAACUCGAGGAAGGCUUCCACACGCCACCCAGGUUCAUCCCCAACCAAUACACACCGCCUCAGCCUAUCAACAAUAACAACAGUAAUAACUGCAUCAUCUCUAUUCCACCCACAAUACCAGAAUGCGAUGAUUGCGAUGAAGAAUAAGCUUAGAGUACGGCUUUUUCAAUUUCUAUUCUCUCUCACCACGCACUAUUUAUUUUUUCUUUCUUUCUCCACACUUUUGUUAUAUAUUAUAUAUUCGUAAUGAAAUUUGUAUUUAUUUGUAUAAAACAAGAAUAUUUGUUUCCAAACUCGAUGUAUUUACAAUAAAUAUUGAUAAUAAUUAA
Messenger RNA from Nicrophorus vespilloides, 3297 nucleotides. Its product is annotated as interaptin. NCBI's taxonomy places the organism in Eukaryota, Metazoa, Arthropoda, Insecta, Coleoptera, Silphidae. The transcript has 8 exons. The record is from RefSeq and is a predicted model, not a curated record. The coding region runs from base 203 to 3115 and encodes 970 amino acids.